Owenia fusiformis is the source of this 2395-nucleotide messenger RNA. NCBI's taxonomy places the organism in Eukaryota, Metazoa, Annelida, Polychaeta, Sabellida, Oweniidae. The record is from the annotation of a GenBank genome assembly.
CGACCCUACAAGGAAAAUGACGGCCACGAAGGCGUGUUACAAUUUGCAGUUUUUAAGACAAUUUACUCGGAUUUUAUUCCAAUAAUCCAGAAAAGAAAUAGCACCAUGGAAACGUUGGAGAAGUCAGCAUCGGAGUCAUUGGAACUACUAGCAAAAUUAGAUACUAUGAAGUCCGAAACAUCUGAUACAGUGGCUCAGGCAACAUCUAACGAGAGGCUUAAACUUCAAAAUAAACAUCUCAGAAAUAAACUUGGGAGUGUGCGGGAAAAGGGAUUAUAUCAAGACUUAGAGUUUAAAUUAUCAGAUGGAAGCACUGUGUGGGCUCAUAGAGCAAUCGUCUGUGAAUAUAGCUCAUACGUUGCACUGGUUUGCUCAUCCGAUUCUGACAAUAUAAACCAUUCACAGACUCUGUCCACGACUGUUGAUUUAUCUGGUCAAGUAGAUGACACUUUGAAGUUCACACCCAGCAUUAUUAACUAUGCGCUGGAUUAUAUGUACGGCAAAGAUGUGACUUUAACCAAUGAGGAUGCUAUGAAAUGUUCUCGUCUCGCAGUUAAACUUAACAUUCCUGAACUGUUAUCUGCAAUUGAUUCAUCUUUAGUGGAUUCUGGUAUGCCAAGAGAUGAUAUUGCAACAGAUAAUGCAUAUAUAAAUCCCGAUCCUGAUCCUGAUCCUGAACUAAGUGAACCACAUACUCAUAACAUAAAACAGGAACCCAGUGAUACAACCUACACAAACAAUGAAAUGUAUGAUGACUAUUUAAUACCAUUAACAGGAUUUGAAGGGGACAAUGAAACAAUAGAACAACCAGAUUCUCCAGUUAAGACCCCACCAGUAUCCAAACGCAAAAAGCGAAAAACAAACGAUGAUGAGGAUUGGACACCAGGUCAGACAUCAUCUAAGAAAAAAGUAACGAGUAAGAAAACUCCAAAGAAAAAACAGAAAGUUGAGACAUUUGAAGACAGUGGUGACCCCGACCAUGACAUACAUGAUGACGUGGAUUAUAAUGAAGAUACAGAUGAAUACAUUGAGCAGGAAGAGCAGGAGAAUGAUGAAGAAGAUGGUGAAGUAUGGGAUGGUACAAAGAGAAUAACUGGAAAAGUUAAGCUUAGAAAUGAGGUGCAGAAAGUGAACACUAGAGUAACUGAAAAUAAAUAUAUUAUCAAUAAAUCCACAGUGUCGGAGGAAGAUGAAGAAAGGGAACAGAAAUCCAAAAAAAAGAAGAAAAGGAAGUUUAUUUGCACUUACUGCAAGGAAGUAUUCACAUCAAGACCAGAUCUCAUAGAACACAAGAAGGUACAGCAUCAGCGAUUUUGUUGUAGCAAAUGUAAGACACAAUCCUUCAAUUCCCAGGAACUCCUCGACGAACAUACAGCACUUCAUGACCAAGACAGAGUUGAAUCUGAAGGCCUUAUCGCAAAAAAGCAUUUGAAAUGCCGGCACAAAGGUUGUGCUAAGAGAUCUGCAACACAGGAGGAAAUGAAUGUCCAUGUUGAGGAGGAACAUGGUUGUUUUACAUGCUCUGUGUGUAACUCUGCUAGAUUCAAGACUCAAGAAGAUCUGGAAAAUCAUGUUGUGACACAUAAAGGUGCCCACAAGUGUAAGCUGUGCAAUGAUCGGUUUGGAACACGACUCCUGCUAGGAAAGCACAAAGAGGAGAAACAUGGCAUGUUUGCUUGUGACAUAUGUGGCACAGCCUGUAAAAGUCUCGGCGAUGUAGCACAUCAUAAAAUACAACACGAAGGACCAAAGCCAUUUGUGACUGUAGAUGAGAAGGGAACAAGAGUUUAUCAUUGUGACACAUGUGAGGCAACACUUAGAAAUAAUCAGCUGUUUUUUGCUCACAUGAAGAAUCAUCAUGGACCAAAUCCACUGAGGUGUAAAAAUUGCCCAAACAGAAGUGACUCACUCCAUCAAUGGACAACACAUAUGGCAAGUCAUAAAGAUGAAAAAAAUUAUCAAUGUCCCAUAUGCAGCUUUAGUUUGAAAAGUAAGAAAAAUCUGGAUCGUCAUCUGUUAACCCAUGAUGAUACUAUAUUCCAUGUAUGUCAUAUAUGUGGCAUGAAAUUGAAGACUUCAAGUCUUCUGAGACGACACUCAUAUAUACAUAGAGACACAAAACCACACAUAUGCCAGGAAUGUGGAAAAGCUUUUAGUGAUCCUAUUAGGCUAACAACUCAUAAGAGGUGUCAUAAACAACGUUUUAUUUGUAAGAACUGUGGAAGAAAAUUUGGACGCAAGGACAAUUUAAUGGUUCAUGAAAGGAUCCACACGGGAGAAAAACCAUAUGAAUGUAAAAAUUGUGAAAAAAGCUUUGCACAAUUGUCCUCCCUGUGUUCUCAUUCAAAGACAUGUGGAAGAGGACGAGUGAAAUUAUAGCCAAGGAAAAUGAGGA